Catharus ustulatus (Swainson's thrush) is the source of this 2457-nucleotide messenger RNA. RefSeq names its product RNA pseudouridine synthase domain containing 1 (gene RPUSD1). Lineage: Eukaryota; Metazoa; Chordata; Aves; Passeriformes; Turdidae. The transcript has 6 exons. Bases 253 to 1161 code for a protein of 302 amino acids. Gene Ontology annotation, molecular function: RNA binding; pseudouridine synthase activity. The record is from RefSeq and is a predicted model, not a curated record. Gene Ontology annotation, biological process: pseudouridine synthesis.
CGAGUCCCCUUAGCCUGGCCCGGGUCCCCUUAGCCCUGCCUCGGUCCCCUGCUGCGGGGCCUCCACGCGUGGCAGCGGGGCGGGGAUGCGCCAUCCCCGCGGCGGGACAGCGGCGGAGCCGUGCGCUGGGACACGGGCAUGGCGGCGGCUGGAGCGCUGCUGUGACUGCCGUGCCUGCGGCACCUGCAUCGCGUGUGGCAGCGGUGAGGCUGGGGACAGGAGGGGGGACUGCGGUGUUGCAGGGCACUGGCCAUGGAGCCAGGCACCAUUGACAACCUGUCCAUCCUGUACCAGAGCUCCGACUUCAUCGUGGUCAACAAGCACUGGGACGUGCGCAUCGACAGCAAGAUGUGGUACGAGACUCUGACCCUGCAGAGCCAGCUCAAGCACCGCUUCCCCGAGCUGGCCGACCCCGACACCUACUACGGCUUCAGGUUCUGCCACCAGCUGGAUUUCUCCACCAGCGGGGCUCUGUGCGUGGCGCUCAAUAAAGCGGCAGCGGGGAGUGCCUACAAGUGCUUCAAGGAGCGCCUGGUGACCAAAGCCUACCUGGCCCUGGUGAGGGGCCACGUGAGCCAGAGCAGGAUGACCAUCAGCUACGCCAUCGGCAAGAACACCACGGAGGGCAUGACCCACAUGAUGUGCAUCGAGGGCACAGAGGGCUGUGAGAACCCCAAGCCGUGCCAGUCGGAGCUGGUGGUGCUGGAGCACGGAUCCUACAGCGGAGACCCCGUCACCAAAGUGCUGCUGCAGCCACUGACAGGCAGGACUCACCAGCUCCGCGUUCACUGCAGCGCCAUCGGCCACCCCAUCGUGGGGGACUUCACGUACAGCCAGCGGCGGGACAGCAGCCCCUACAGGAUGAUGCUGCACGCCUACUACCUGCGCAUCCCCACGGGCACCGAGCUGAUCGAGGUGUGCGCCCCCGACCCCUUCCUCACCUCCAUGGACGGCAACUGGCUACCCCAGAGCAUCACCCAGCGGCUGGAGGAUGUCAUCCAGGAGCUCAAGGACAAGGGGACACACAAGGAGGAGGAGGAGGAGGAGGAGAGGAGGGAGGCUGGCCCGGAGGAGGGAGCAGGGGGUGCAGGCAGCUUGGAGGAGUCGGAGGAGCAGCGGCUGUGCUGUGAGCAGUGGUUGGCUGAGUGGGCUCUGGAGUGAGCACAAAGCACAUCCCUGCGUUCCAGCUGCAUUCCAGCUCCAUCCCAGCACUGCCUCCUCACUGCUCACUCCCUCUGUGGCUUCCCUGGCUGCUGGGGCUGGCGUCAGGUGGAUUUUAGCAGCGGUUCAGGUGGGGUUGGUUUGUCAUGUCCAGCAUCCACCUGGGCAGGGGAUGGCCCUUUGCCACUCCAGGCCCUCAGCAGCAGAGUCAGUGUCACAUUCCAGCUUCCAGAGCUUUCCAUCCCUUCCUGUGCACAGCUGGGCACUGCCUUUGCCGUGGACAUUUCCAUGCUUGGAUGUGGAAUUGCAGCCCAGUACAAGGCAGGGAGAGCCUGCUGGGUGUCCCCACUGCCAUCCCCUCACUCCAGCUGCUGUGUCCUGUGGGAGGAGGGAGAUUGGGGGCUGGAGCACAUUCUGGGGACACUGAUAACCCCCCAGUCUCUGGGAUGGGCAUGGAGAGGUCCCUGCCCCUCGUCCCCUCCCUCCCUCAGCCCACCUGGGGGGUUUUUAAAGGUUUGGUGGAGGUGAAGGAGUUGAUACCAAUGGAUUUUAAACUUUUUUCAAUUUUCUAGGGAGAGAAUCUAGUCUUUUAGGGUUUGUACAAUAUGGGUGGUCUCAGGAACGAGGUAUUUUUGGUACUAAUGUGGUCAGAGAGCCAGCAGCCCAAAGCUUUUGUAAUGGAUUUUAUUAUUCCUUCUACUAGCACUGCUUUUGUCCCUGCUGGGACAGGUCAGGGGACACAAAUCCCUUUGUGCUCACCCACAGGGGGAGGGAUCAGUGUCCUGUGUGGGUCCAUGGGGUGGCUCCUGCCUGGCAGGUCCUUCAGCUGGGCACUUUGGGAAAGCUCUGGAGCAGCAGGGAAAAGAAAAAACUGAAAGAAAAGCUGAGAACUGAUGGGGAGAGCAGGCAGGAGCUCAGCUUUGAGCCAAGAAAAUUCCCUUGGAAGUGCCCUUGCUUUGCUGCUCAUCCUGCUUUGCUUUCCCCUUCCCUGCUCAUCCUCUGCAGCCCCUGGGGGAGGUUUGGAAAUGAGAACAGAGGAAGGACAGAGGGGCUGGAGCCACACAGCCCCCAUCCCACUGAAAACACACCCGAUGGGCUCACACAGCUGAUACUCCCACCCUGAGGGGGAAUAAAAAAUCACAGCCCUUUCUUUGUGGAUAAACACCCCCUGCAAGUCACCAAAAUCCCCGGGGUGGGGGGGAUUGAUCGCUGUCCCGUGUGUCCCUUCCUUGUGGGGCUGGCACUGGGCACGGGGAGGGGCUGGAGGAGCAGGAGCCCCCUGUGCCUCCUGCCAGG